This is a messenger RNA of Peromyscus eremicus (cactus mouse), 1895 nucleotides long. RefSeq names its product ribonuclease T2 (gene Rnaset2). Lineage: Eukaryota; Metazoa; Chordata; Mammalia; Rodentia; Cricetidae. Gene Ontology annotation, molecular function: RNA binding; ribonuclease T2 activity. The transcript is spliced from 11 exons. The record is from RefSeq and is a predicted model, not a curated record. Gene Ontology annotation, biological process: RNA catabolic process. Gene Ontology annotation, cellular component: extracellular region. The coding region runs from base 1320 to 1811 and encodes 163 amino acids.
UGCGUUUUGUCUCUGUGAGCGUGCACACACUCAUGAGUCCGUUUUGCCGGGCGGCAGGGUGUGCUGUCUCUGGUUCCUUUGGCUCUGGUGAGUUCUUUUGGAAGAGCAAUCGGCCAUGCUUCGGUGUAGAUGGGAAGCUUGAACAGCGUUGGCUUGGAAGUUCACAGAGAUUCGGGGACCGAGUACUUCCAUGCUGGCAUCUGAUUACAAUUUGGGCACAUGAAAAAAAAAAUGGGGUUAAUAGAUCUGGACAAACUAAGAGGUGUCCCUGGAGUGUACAAACUUCAAGCUAAGGAAAGAUGAAGAGGAGAGUGCUCUGGGCAAGGAAGAACCCUGUCUGUGUGGCCCGUGAGUAGUGAAAGCAACAUCCGUGUGGUUGGCAGAAGGAAGGAGGACUCAGGGAGGAGCUGGUCCGAAGCAGAUAAUGACAUGCUAGUUUGGAGAACAAAGGACUUGAGGCAUCAGCUGAUGUCUAGGUUUGGAUACGCAGGAAGGGUUGAAAUGCGUUUAAUCAGCACUUUUAAACCGAGUGCCUUCUUAGUUCUACACUCUAAAUUAAGUGGCUUGGAGUGGCUGUUUCCCACAGCCAGGCAGCCAUCAGUCCUGGAACUCGGAUAACAACCUUUACAGCAGUGUGAUGCCUUGGAGUGAGCCCUUGUGGGGAGGACAGGAGAAAGUGCAGCUAGAGGGCAGGAGACUAGGGGGCCUCAAGACUCUGAAACCAUAAGUAACCUGUAUCCAGUGUGAUUACAUUUGAAGAUGGGACCUGCACAGACUAGUAAAGGUUGGGUGAAGUCAUAAUCAGUGGGCCAAUGUCCCGAACUCUCCCAACACCGAAAUCCACAAAAAGGGCUUUAGUAGGAACUGAAGAGGCUGACAGACCAUCUUGAACUUCCUCCAGAAUACUGAGAUCAGUUUCUGUUGUUGUACACACAGGUCUGUGGUAUUUUGUUUUGGCAGGCUGAGCUGCCAAAGCCAGACGGCUUCCCCAAGGAGGUGAUGCUGAACAGCUGUUGUGCUGGGCGGCUUGCCGCUUCGUGCCCUAGAGAAGAUCUGGAACCUAGGAGAGAUAAGUGGUUUACCCAUCACACACAGCCAAGAUGAACUAAUCUGGACCCCUGCUCUUGCCAUGUGGCAGCCACGAGUGGAAAAAACUAAUUCUGACCCAGCACUGGCCCCCAACAGUCUGCAAGGAAGUUAACAGCUGCCGCGACACUCUGGAUUAUUGGACAAUACACGGACUAUGGCCUGACAAAGCAGAAGAUUGUAACCAAUCCUGGCACUUUAACUUAAAUGAGAUUCAGGACCUUUUGCUAGACAUGAAGAUCUAUUGGCCUGAUGUGAUUCACCCAUCUUCUAAUCGCAGCCGAUUCUGGAAACAUGAGUGGGACAAGCACGGCACUUGUGCUGCACAGCUGGAUGCCCUCAAUUCCGAGAAGAAGUACUUUGGGAAGAGCCUGGAUCUGUACAAGCAGCUUGACCUCAACAGCAUACUGCUAAAAUUUGGGAUCAAGCCGUCUAUCAAUUACUACCAGCUUGCAGAUUUCAAAGAUGCACUUACCAGAUUCUAUGGCGUGGUGCCUAAAAUCCAGUGCCUUCUGCCAGAACAGGGAGAGAAGGUGCAAACCGUUGGUCAGAUAGAGUUGUGCUUCACCAAGGAGGAUUUCCAUUUGCGGAACUGUACUGAACCAGGUGAGCAGCUGUCCUCCAACCAGGGAGCCUGGCCGGCCGUGGGCGCUUCCACACACGGGAUGAUGGUCUGUGAAGAUGGUCCAAUCUUCUAUCCUCCACCUGCAAAGACCCAACACUGAUGGUCACGUUUAGGAAAUAUUAUAUGUUCCACAAAGUAAGAACAAGUCACAAAUUAUUGGUUUCUAAAAAUCCACUCAAAAGUU